This is a messenger RNA of Lates calcarifer (barramundi perch), 4302 nucleotides long. It is a transcript of the gene foxj1b, whose product is annotated as forkhead box J1b. Lineage: Eukaryota; Metazoa; Chordata; Actinopteri; Centropomidae. Bases 1150 to 2601 code for a protein of 483 amino acids. Gene Ontology annotation, biological process: regulation of DNA-templated transcription. Gene Ontology annotation, molecular function: DNA-binding transcription factor activity; sequence-specific DNA binding. The transcript has 3 exons. The record is from RefSeq and is a predicted model, not a curated record.
GCUAUAUAGCGAUAGCAAAAAUGGACAUAUAACAUCUUUAAAUACAUCUGCUAAGAUAUUGAAGCUCAGCUAGUGUUGUAACGUGCUAUACACCUGUAUGAUGUAUGUGUGUAGUGUCCUCUUGUGUUCAUAGUUGCAUUCAUUAAUCAUGUCUCUUUAUCUUUACUGUUUUUUAUUUUAAAUGUUUACACAGUAUCAGCUGUGUUUUUACAUUUCUAGUGAUAUAUCACUGCAUCCAACAGAUGGUAGCAUGAGUCCUUAGAUGUGAUACUCUGCAGUACUAUUACAGGUAGAUUAUGAGCUGUAAAAAUUCAAUUAGCAUUUGCCUUUGUCACGUUAAAGAACGUUAACAAUAACACCCAUGCUGUCAAGCUAUGGUAAAUACAGGCUUAUCGGUUAAAGUGGGCAGCUCUCCUUGUAGGUGUAAGAGUGCGCUACAAGCGGGACCUGUGGCGCGUCUUUUUCCAGCGCCGGCGGGGGGGCUGUGACGCGCUCCACAGAGGUCACAUUUCAGACCGAGACGGAGAUUAAAGGCAGAGAGACGAGAAACUGGCCGGUGCAGUUUAUUGUAGUGCAUGUGUGGUGCGCACUUACAAUCAUUUGGGCACAUUUCUAUGGGUUGAUAGAAAGAGAGAGAGAGGGGGAGAAGAGAGAGAGAGGGAGACUUAAAGUGAAACCUGGAGAAGCAGAGAUAGCCAGCCAAUCAGAAAUCCCCCCCAGGCGUUUAAAGGGAUGGUGGGCAGUCUCUCGGGCUUUAAGAGUGACUUAUUUUACAACCUCCACACAUUCUCACGUCUUGACCUCCCACGGACACUCAAACAGAGCACAGCGCUCGGAUGAGUAACAGCCCGGUUUGCCUGAGUCGACAUGGAUCUGUCCUGAACGGUGUCUCCCCCCCCCCUCUCGUUUUACUGCAUAUGAGCUACUGCUGCUGCUGCUGGAUGCUCCUCGCCCUCCCCCCGCCGCACUUGUUGCGCAGAGACUGGAUGCGCCGCUGAGUCCUUGGAGAGGAGAGGCAGGGACGGACUGCAACAGGUGCACACGGAGCAUCUCCCUCUAAAAGGCUGCACCGGAGAUAAAACCAAACUUUAAAUGCUGAUUUGAGGAUCCUUGUUCGUCUUCAGCCCUCACUGCGCGCACUAAGCCAGGAUGCCGGUCCUGACAAGCCCCGACAUAGCUAACAAGUUUAAGGAGAAAUGGCUGGCGGUCUACCCAGAGGAUCAGGUCACCGGGACCGACUCUGCCCCCCUUGACGACAGCCUCACCAGCCUCCACUGGCUCCAGAAUUUCUCCAUCCUCAGCGCGGACCCGGAGCGACCCAACGGCGCCGGACCGGGCUGUCCGUCCUCCCAGCAGCACCUCUUCCUCAAGCGGCUCGGCAUCCCCAGAGGAGGCACCGACUCUCCGUCCAGCCCUCCGGCCGGGGACACCGCCGCCACCGGGAUGCCUCUGUACCUCGGGAGCCCCGUAACCUCCGGCAGCGACUCCACCGCGGCGCCGCGGUUCGCCAGUUGCGCACAUCCAACAUCCGGCUACCCACAGAUCCCCAUCCAGGCCAGCCCGCCGGUCGAGGUCGACUACAAAACCAACCCUAAAGUCAAACCGCCCUAUUCCUACGCGUCUCUCAUCUGCAUGGCCAUGCAGGCCAGCAAGCAGCCCAAAGUGACUCUGUCCACCAUCUACAACUGGAUAACGGAGAAUUUCUGCUACUACAGACACGCGGAGCCCAGCUGGCAGAACUCGAUUCGUCACAACUUGUCCCUCAACAAGUGUUUUAAGAAGGUCCCCAGGCAAAAAGACGAGCCGGGGAAAGGAGGCUUCUGGCAGAUUGAUCCUCAGUAUGCUGACAUGUUUGUCAAUGGCAUCUUCAAACGCAGGAGGAUGUCUGCUAACCACUACAACAGCAGCAGUGGCGGAGGCAGCAGUGGCACACAAAGACAGAGCAAACUGGUCCAGGGUUAUCACAGCACCCAAAAUGGCUGCCCUUACCAAGAGGUGGGCGGCAAACGGAAGCACCUGCCCUCUAAAAACAGCAACAAGGCUAUGAGGGUGACUGAGUCCCCUCUAUUAGCAACAGAAGCCCACAAAGCAGACAUCCUGAGGGGGGACUUUGACCUGGCGUCCGUGUUUGAUGACGUCCUCAGCGGGAACUGUAGCACCUUCGAGGAUUUGGACAUCAACACAGCACUGAGCUCCCUGGGCUGGUGCGGGGGAGCGGGCCUCAUGGGUCAGAGCCAGCACCUGAGCCAACAUCAGUCCUACGGUUACAUGGACUUGAGCGGCGCCGCUUCGAUGGAGUGCGCGGUCAACAUGGGAGAGCUCCACGUGCCGCCGCAGCAGCAGCAUCCACAUCCGCAGCAGCAGCAGCUGGACCAGGACCAGCUGCUCCAGAGCAACAACCACCACCAUCACCACCUGCAGCAGUUCGACGAGCCCUCCACGCUGUUCCCGGAGCGGCCUGAGGAGGCGGUGCUGCAGCCCUGGGAGGAAAUCAAAGAAGAGGCGCAGGCGAUUCCUCUUUCUCUGGAUCAGGGCUUCGGCCUGUGCGAGGGCUUCUUUACAGAGAUGCAGCCGUGGGAGCGAGUGGAGGCCUAUCUGUGACCUUUGACCCCAAACCUCAUUGACUCCUUAUGAUCUAAACAUCUCUGAUUGCUGGUCCAACUCCACAUUACUCCUAAAAGGACAACAGUGGUGAUAGAGCACGGUUACUUCUACAUUUCCUCCAAUCAUUCUGCAAUACACUGCAUCUGUAAUUUAUUUUUUGUAACAUUUACUUGCCUUUUUUUGUUAAAAUACAAACACAAUCAUGUCAAACCUAUCUUGAACUUGAACUGCAAACCCAGCUUGAAAAGAUGCCCUUAAUAAAAGACAAUGAUAUGACCAUAAAGUUUGUUUGGUAACAUGAUUAGGGACAACUUCCUGGCACAGACGCCCAUUUCCUCCUGCGGAUGUCAGGUGAUUGACAGUGAACCAGUGUGCAACGUGAAUGCAGAGCUGGUAUAUCAGGCACAAUGAAAUGACAAAACAACAGAGUAACUUUGAUAAACCAAAUUAAAGUUUCAUGCAGACCAUGAGGGAUUAUCUUGCUCUGUAGAAUGAAUGGCAGCAAGUGGCUUCUUCACGAGGAGGAUGAAUGAAGAAACUGGACUUUAUUGGAACUAUAAGAGAAAAAUGGAAAUGAGAGAAUGUGUACAAGUGAGUGCUGAACUGGACUGAAAUGUAAGCUACAGCUAUAUGUCCUCAGUGACAGAAGAAAAGCAAAGAAAGCUCAACAGCCCUCCUUCAAAGCACUCUCUACAAACAAGCACUGUCACAGAGGGACUCAGAAGACAUACAGGAUUCUAUUUUGCUACAUUAGCAUUUAACAUUUUUUACUAACAUGCAGUGAAAUCAGCCAUUCAUCUCAACCGUCUGAUGAAAGAUGAAGCUAUCAGAGCAGGAUGGAGACGAGAAAACUUUAAAUUCAUAGUGAGAUUAGAAAUCAGUCACUUAUGACUUUGUUAUAUAGUCGAUUUAAUAUAUAUUCACUAAAGUAUAUAGUGUGAAGCUGGGCAGGAACAUUUGCCAUUUGUCUACAGUCACGUAUUGCAAAGCAGACAGAGGAGCCGACCUGAUAUUGAGUCAUGAAGUCAAACAUUAUGCACUUUGAUAGGCCGCAGUUUUAGGAAAGCAAGACAGCUUUUUUUUCAGGAUGUUUAGUUUAAUUUUUAUGGUAUUAAAAUGGUGUUUUUCUAAAGUUUACUGACCAUAAUGAAAAUGAUGCAUAUAUGCUGUAAUCGUCCAUAUCAGUUUCUUUUUGUACAAUGAACUCGACACUGCAAUAAGUUUUGUUUGCUUAAAUAUACUGUCUUUCUUUCCAAAUAUAUACAAAAGUGGGCAUUUGUUGAUUAUAUUUCGCCAAAAUUUGUUGAUAAGGAAUAUGCAGUUCAUUGGUGUUUCUGUGUUGAUUUAUACAAAAAGAAGAGAGUUGUGUUUUCUGUCACUGGGUGAUGGAUUUCUUUUUGUCCCUUAUUGAUUACUUUGGUGUAUGUCUUUUUUUAUUUGUAUGGUUUGUUUUCAACAAUCUGAAUUUCAAAUCAUGUAAGAGAAUAAUAACUGCUGGUUUGGGGUGACAAGUUAUGAGCAGAUACAAAAAUUCAACUCUGAAAACGCCAGAUUUUCUUAUUGUAUCAUAUUGAUCAAGUUUCAUAUGGACUCUUUAAUCUUACCAUGUUAUUUUCAUUUGUACUUUUUUUAAGCUGUUUAAAAAUGCAAUCAUGCCUUGAUGCAAUAAAUGGUGUCAAUUAAAGAAGGAACAGUAAC